Molecule: messenger RNA, 1340 nt
Organism: Acanthaster planci (crown-of-thorns starfish)
Lineage: Eukaryota; Metazoa; Echinodermata; Asteroidea; Valvatida; Acanthasteridae
Product: centromere protein X-like
Biological process (GO): DNA repair; resolution of meiotic recombination intermediates; kinetochore assembly
Cellular component (GO): FANCM-MHF complex; Fanconi anaemia nuclear complex
Molecular function (GO): protein heterodimerization activity
Source: RefSeq, a predicted model, not a curated record
CAUACGGACCGUCCCCAGCAUCCCGACUACGCACUGCAGAUUACCACGCCCUCUAUUGACGGCUUGAAAAAUGGCAGAUGACCGGAGCGGCGCCUCUUUCAAAGUGGAAACAGUCCAAAAGUUGCUACAGAGUACCUUUCAGGAUGACAAGACAAAGAUCAGCAAAGAUGCCUUGCGGUUGAUGGUUGAGAUGUUGAGAGUCUUUGCAGCAGAGGGUGCUGCUAGGGCAGCCCAGCAGGCCAAAUCAGAGUCAAGCACAAUCGUGGAGCCCAGACAUUUUGAAAAGGUCUUACCCCAGUUGCUUCUGGAUUUUUGAGCAAAGAUCUGCCCUGUCAACUAGAAAUACUCUGGGAAGAUUCUCCAUUGUUUUACGAUCCAAACAGGAAAUGCAUCUCUCCCUUCUUGAUCUCCAUGCAUCUGAUGGCCGUCCAACUCUCUUGCCUCAAAACAAAACGGAUGAAUAAGCUUUAAGUCCCGAUUCCAAUUGGCCAGUACUGGGCUAUUAGUAUUCAUAAUCUCACUCCAAGACAAUAAAACUGGUGUUCUUAGUAGGAAUUCCCCACUUUUUCUGAUGAGCUUUACAGUGAAAAGUUUGUAAUUAUCUUUAUCCCCGAUCGACAUUGCAGCACUGUGUGAAGAGAGUAUGACUUGAGUAUGUAAUCAAUGGCGUAGCUAGGAUUCUACUAGUGGGGGGCACAACGGGGCACCAGCAUCUUAUGGGGGUGCACCAGCAUCUUAUGGGGGUGCACCAGCAUCUUAUGGGGGUGCACCAGCAUCUUAUGGGGGUGCACCAGCUUUCAUUGAUGUGUGUUUUUAGGGCAAGCUUUUGUUAUAGCCUUGUUAAGUAUCCAUUUGUCAAUUUUUUAGUGGGAGUGGGGCACCUGGAGGGCACUGGGAAUGUGUGGGGGGCAUGUGCCCCCCUCGUGGCUAUGCCCCUCCUCUAUGUAAUCAAAGGGAAACAGAUUAUUGUGUUGCAGGUGCAUUGUACACUUCUUCCAUUAGCCUUGUAGAAGCAUGGCAGACACAACAGGAGAUCACUAUUUGAAGUGGGUAUAUUUGGAGCAAACAAAAGAUUUUACCUGAACCAACUUGCUCCCAGUAUUUUGUCCGCUAUGCUUCUAAAAGGCUAAUUAAUAGAGUUGUGCAUAAAAUGCCCUGCCCAUCCAAACUCACGACGCAUUGUGAACUUUAAUUAUUUUAAUUAAAUGAUAGGUGUUUACAACUUGUAAUACCUUAUAAAACAAAUUACCAAAAAGCACGGUGUGGGUGAUAUGAAUGUGUACAUUUUUAAUGAAUAGAAUCGGAAUAAAAACUCUUCGUUGUUUCAUGAGUCAUUUUAA